AUUGUUCAACACUUGCAGUAUAUUGGCUGGCCAGCAUAUAGAGACACUCCUCCUUCUAAGCGCUCUCUCCUGAAAGUGGUCAGGCGGUUGGAAAAGUGGCAGGAGCAAUAUGAUGGGCGAGAUGGUCGGACUGUGGUUCAUUGCCUGAAUGGUGGUGGCCGCAGUGGCACCUUCUGUGCCAUAUGUAGUGUGUGUGAAAUGAUCCAGCAGCAAAAUAUCAUUGAUGUAUUUCACAUAGUGAAAACCUUACGGAACAACAAGUCCAACAUGGUGGAGACUUUGGAACAAUAUAAAUUUGUAUAUGAGGUUGCACUGGAAUACUUAAGUUCAUUUUAG
This is a messenger RNA of Protobothrops mucrosquamatus (brown spotted pit viper), 336 nucleotides long. Its product is annotated as receptor-type tyrosine-protein phosphatase T-like. The record is from RefSeq and is a predicted model, not a curated record. The annotation marks the transcript as partial. Gene Ontology annotation, biological process: protein dephosphorylation. The transcript is spliced from 3 exons. NCBI's taxonomy places the organism in Eukaryota, Metazoa, Chordata, Lepidosauria, Squamata, Viperidae. Gene Ontology annotation, molecular function: protein tyrosine phosphatase activity.